GGAACGCCGGAUGGAACGGAAUUAGAAAGAAAGGAAGUCGCCAGCACAGUUUCUUUAGUCAUUUUAAUCGAAGAUGGACACGACCGACGAUUAUGAAAAUGACUCGUGUUUCUUUCCUUCUACCAAAAGCGUCUCCUUGGACGUCGAGGACUUCAGGCGGAGGAUGAUCAUGGCUCACAAUGGAUAUCGAGAUCUGCACGGCAGUCCGAAGCUGACCUUGCUACAAGAACUGGAAGAUGAUGCACAGAUAUGGGCAGAGACCAUUGCUGCCAAAGGGUAUUUGCAGUAUUGUGAGAAGCUUCACAAUAUCGGCGAAAACCUCAGUAGUAUUGAUUUGCUGACGUCAGAACCACUGAGCGCCGAGCGGAUAGUGCACAACUGGUAUAUGGAGAUCAAGAAUUAUAGCUUCGCUGAGCCGAGGUGGAGAAGAGGUGCAUUCCAUUUUACACAGUUGGUAUGGAGAAACACUUCUCAUAUUGGCAUCGGUAUUGCUCCAGUUCCCGGAGAGCCUCGACUCUUUAUUGUCGUUCGGUAUUUUCCCGGAGGAAAUUCGAACUAUCCUGGUGAAUUUGAGAAGAAUGUUCGACCCCGAAUCUCGAAAGGAUCCACAGGUUCACUGGACGAGGCGUCGUUCCUCCGAACGUAUUCGAGAACUCGAAGUUUGAUAUUUGAGGAUGCAUAUAUAUGAUGAAUACGAAAACUCUCUACUGAUGGAUAUGACUUCGGAAAUAUGGUUCGGAAUAGAUGUAUUUGGAUUUAAGUGAAAUACAGGAUGGCCAUAAAAUAACUUUUACUGUUUGGCGGCAUCUGCAGCUAAAGCGAAUGAAGGAAAUGAAGCCACAUUUCAUAUACAGACUGUUGAAGGCAUGGGAAAAUGAGCUCCGCAGAAAAAAAUAAUAGUACUGAAAGUAGCCAAUAGGGGAAAUACCGGCGCUGUGGAAGUACAGUUAUGAAUAAAGUCAUGAAAUUCACAGAAAAUAAUCUUUUAUUCAUUAACAUUAGGAUUCCCUGGACGCCGUGCAACACUUUCAAUAUGCUGACCCUCCCUGUGCACAACAUAUUGCAUUCGGUGUAUGAUGUUCUCUACUACUGAGUGUAAAUUGUCAGUUUCGAUGUUCACAACAGCCCUUCUUAUGUUCAAUUUCAAGACAUCUUUGUUCGGAACGUCACCAACGUACACUACGGAUUUCAAAUAUCCUCACAGCCAAUGGUCACAUGGGGUGAUAUCCGGGAAACGGGGUAGCCAUUCCAUCUGAAAAUAUUGACUGAUAACUCUCUUAGUAUCGAAAUUGUAUUACACCGUAGAACAUUUUUGCCUGUAAAGCACGCCGAGGUAGGACCCAUAUUAAGUACACAUCAACAGCUAAUCACGAACAACAGUCAUGAACACAUGAAUAGUCAAGAACGAAUUCCUAACAGGUCCUUUGUUCUUCCCUUUUUUCAAGAAAUGCAUGGCGCUACUGUCAUGCACGCACUAGGAAUUUAGCAUAAUCCAUUUCGUUUUGCAAAUUCUCUCGUCUGUCCGAGACAGCAGCACCAAUAUUCUCCCUAUCGGCAACAUUUGAUACUAAUUUUUUUUUUCUGCCGAAUUUAUUUUCCCAUGCCUUUCACAGUCUGUAUAUGAAAUGUGGUUUCAUUUCGUUUAUUCGUUUAGCUGCAACUGUCGCCAAACAAUAAAAGCUAUUUUAUUGUCACCCUAUAUAUUUAUAAUAAAAAUGACUUUUAAUAAAACA
Messenger RNA from Argiope bruennichi, 1733 nucleotides. RefSeq names its product Golgi-associated plant pathogenesis-related protein 1-like. Bases 74 to 688 code for a protein of 204 amino acids. NCBI's taxonomy places the organism in Eukaryota, Metazoa, Arthropoda, Arachnida, Araneae, Araneidae. The record is from RefSeq and is a predicted model, not a curated record. The transcript is spliced from 4 exons.